This is a messenger RNA of Amphiprion ocellaris (clown anemonefish), 5004 nucleotides long. RefSeq names its product retrovirus-related Pol polyprotein from transposon 412. Bases 200 to 3808 code for a protein of 1202 amino acids. Gene Ontology annotation, molecular function: nucleic acid binding. Gene Ontology annotation, biological process: DNA integration. The record is from RefSeq and is a predicted model, not a curated record. NCBI's taxonomy places the organism in Eukaryota, Metazoa, Chordata, Actinopteri, Pomacentridae. The transcript has 2 exons.
UGUCAUACGUAAAUGUUAUCAUGAGCUUUUUGGGAAGCAUGGCCUGGCUUUGUUUGACUUGCCAUCAGUAUGUGAGGCUCCUGGAACAGUUGUGGAGGCCCUGCAAACGUGCCACCAAGCCAGCGUGCAGGCCCCUCAGCAUAACUUUGGUAAGGUUAAGGUGCGGGGCAGGAAGGCUUGGCGGAUCCCUGGUGGCGUGAUGCAAAUCGUUGCGGCUACCUGCUCAGAGCAAUACUCAGGCAAUACUGUAUCGUUUGAGCCCUUGGACUCUGGCCUACCUGCUGGACUACUUGCCUCUCCUGCCUUGGUUCGAGUGACAAGGGGCACUGCCUACAUUCCCAUUGUGAAUGUAGGAUCUACUGAUGUGUUGCUUUAUCCUCGUACAGUUGUGGGCAGUUUGGACGAGGUAAAUGUUGUGAGCCUUCCUGCUGGGGUCACUGAGGUGCCGUUUGGUCUGGCCACAGUGGCGUCCCAAUCCGUUUAUACUUCCGUGCCGGAGCAAAUAGCGACCAUGGAUCUGUCUUCCUUGCCUGCUGGAGAGCAGGGUCAGGUACGGGCCCUUCUAACAAAGUAUGCUUCUGUCUUUGCAGCUCAUGAGGGGGACCUUGGUUGUACCAACCUGAUCGCCCAUGAUAUUCCCCUCUUGGAUGACACUCCUGUUCGGCAGCGCUACCGACGCAUUUCUCCAUCUGACUAUGAGCUUGCGAAAGAGCAUAUCCACCAGUUGUUUGAAGCACAAGUGAUUAGAGAGAGUAGCAGUCCUUACGCAUCUCCUAUUGUGCUGGUUAAAAAGAAAGAUGGUAGUCUCCGCAUGUGUGUUGACUACCGGCAACUAAACAGCAAAACUAGGAAAGACGCGUUUCCUCUUCCUCGCAUUGAGGAGUCCCUUGAUGCCUUAACAGGUGCUCGCUGGUUCUCCACUAUGGAUCUUGCCAGCGGUUACAAUCAGGUUCCAGUCGUAGAGGCAGAUCGACCUAAAACGGCCUUCUGCACUCCGUUUGGCCUCUUCGAAUGGAAUCGUAUGCCUUUUGGCCUUUGCAAUGCCCCAAGCACCUUCCAGCGGUUGAUGCAACGGAUUUUCGGUGAUCAGCAAUGCCAGUCAUUGCUGUUGUACCUUGAUGACAUUGUGGUUUUCUCUUCCACCGUUGCUCAGCACCUGGACAGAUUGGAGGUGGUGCUCAGGCGGCUACAACAAGAAGGCCUCAAAGCUAAACUCACAAAGUGUGCCUUUUUCCAGCGGGAGGUGCAUUAUUUGGGCCAUGUGACCUCUGACCAAGGUGUUGCUACAGACCCUAGUAAGGUGGAGGUGGUGGCAAACUGGCAGCCUCCAACUACCAUUUCUGAACUGCGGUCAUUUCUCGGCUUUGCGAGUUACUACCGCAGGUUUGUGGAAGGUUUUGCUAAAUUGGCUGCCCCUCUACACAGGCUGGUGGCAGAGUUGGGUGGCUCCAAGUCUGGGAAGAGAUUAAAGCAUGUACUUGCUGAGAAGUGGUCCGAUGAACGUCAGCAGAGCUUUGAGGCACUGAAGACCAAACUCACCACCGCACCUGUGCUGGCUUAUGCCGAUUUCUCCCUCCCUUUCAUUCUUGAGGUUGACGCAAGUCAUGGUGGCCUGGGAGCAGUGCUGUCACAGGAGCAGGGUGGCAAGGUGAGGCCUAUUGCUUAUGCAAGCAGAGGUCUGUGGCCCACUGAGCGCAAUAUGGACAACUACAGCUCCAUGAAGUUGGAGUUUUUGGCACUCAAGUGGGCCAUGACUGAAAAAUUCAGGGAGUAUCUGCUUGGUCAUAAGUGUGUUGUCUAUACGGACAACAAUCCACUUAGCCACUUGUCAUCUGCUAGGCUUGGCGCCAUGGAACAACGCUGGGCAGCCCAGCUUGCACUUUUCAAUUUUGAUAUUCGGUAUCGCUCAGGGAGGGUUAACAGGAACGCUGAUGCGUUGUCCCACCAGCAUCCUUCUGAUGCACCAGACAUGAAAGCUAUGCUCCCUGGCACAUCACUUCCUGAACCCUUGCAGCAAGCCCUGCGGUUGGAGGAGGCUGAUGCGACUCAAGCUGCAAUCGCAGCUUUGCCUCAUUAUGCCCCUUCUAACCUCUGUCAACUUCAGCAGGCUGAUCCUGUUAUACAGGAAGUGUCGGUGUUCUGGACACAGAAGCGGCGUCCGAGCCACACAGAGCACCAACAGCUUUCUCCGCGUGCCUUGGCUCUCCUCCGCCAAUGGGACCGCUUGGUGGAGAAGAGUGGAAUCUUUUAUCGGCAGGUCUAUCGUCCUGAUGGUGCUGCAGCAAUUUUGCAGUUGCUCUUGCCAGCUGCGUUAAAAGAGGAGGUGCUAACUGAAGUUCACCAGAGGCAUGGCCACCAAGGUGUUGAGAGGACCUUGGAGCUGCUACGGCAGCGGUGUUAUUGGCCAGGCAUGUCCUCUGAUGUGGCACAGUGGUGCCAGUCUUGUGAGAGGUGCCAGGUUGCCAAAAACACACAGCCAGCUGCUCGCAGCUUCAUGGGGCAUUUGCUGGCCUCUCGGCCAAAUGAAAUCCUCGCCAUGGACUUCACUGUGUUAGAACCCACUCGUACAGGGAUUGAGAACGUCCUCGUCAUGACGGAUGUUUUCAGUAAGUAUACACUGGCCAUUCCCACCCGCGACCAACGAGCCCCCACUGUGGCUCAGGUCUUGGUUACAGAAUGGUUUUGUAAGUUUGGUGUCCCGGCCCGCAUACAUUCUGACCAGGGCCGCAAUUUUGAAAGCAGUCUGAUUCAGCAGCUGUGUAGCCUUUAUGGCAUUGAAAAAUCUCGCACCACCCCGUACCAUCCGGCUGGCAAUGGGCAGUGUGAACGGUUUAAUCGAACCCUCCAUAACCUGCUGCGUACCCUGCCUGUCUCUCAAAAGCGGGACUGGCACUCCUGUCUGCCCCAACUCCUGUUCCCUUACAAUACUACACCCCAUCAGUCAACUGGUGAAUCGCCAUUCUUUUUAAUGUUUGGCCAGGAGCCCCGUCUCCCAGUCGACUUUCUGUUGGGUCGUGUUCAGGAUCCUGUUGGUGGUGAUGUCACAGAGUGGAUUCAGGAGCACCAGACUCGCUUACAGAUUGCCUUUGAGAGCGCCCAAGGGAGGCUGAGGGUUGCAGCAGAGCGCCGAAGAAACAAUCAUGAUCAGCAUGUUCAAGCUGCUCCACUGCAGGAGGGCCAGUGGGUGUUGUUGCGGGACUUCAGUGUGAAGGGGCGUAACAAGAUUCAGGACCUGUGGGGCUCCGUAGUGUAUACGGUCUUAAAAGCACCAAAAGAUAGGGGCUCUGUGUACACCAUUGCCCCUACAGGCGACCAGUCCAAGGUCAAACAUGUCCAUUGUACACUCUUGAAGGCAGUGGCUGGUGCGGGUGCUUCCGAUUGUGCUGCUGCUCCUCUUUCACCCUGUCCUGACCAAGAAGAGGUGGAGGAUGAACUCGUACACGAUGGGGACUUGCUGGUUGUGAGGCAUGACAUCCCUCAUGCAGCUCCUGGUCAGAUGGUUGCUGUGACCCAAACCACCCCUCGGUUGCUGCUCCCACAGGCUGACCCCGUUCUCCCUGGGCAGGGUCCUUUAGUGACUCCGUCCUCUGCAACAGCAGAUUUGCCUCCUGCCCCAGCAGUAGGACCAUCAGCCUCUCGCCCUGAUACCAGUGCAAGGCCAGUAAGACGGACCACACCGUCAACUGCUGGUCAGCACUCCAAUGUUUAUCACCUUCCUAGGUCGGUGGGACCACCGGCAGACGGGGCUGCAAAUGCUUCUGGACUGGUGUCCAAUGCAGUGGUUGCUGUUUUUAGACCUUGGGACUAGUAUGGGGACACUUGGGCUCAACUGAUUCAUCGUCGGGGCGACGAUGCAGAAAGCGGGGGUGGAUUGUAGCAGGAUGAAUGCUGCACUCUCCUUGGGUUGGCUGUGUUAUGCUCCUGUGACAUAAUGACCGUGCCUUGCUUUGACCAAUCAUGACACGAGGAUGCACUAUAAAGCUGGGCAAGGGUUACUCACUGUUCUCUUGCUGCAACGUCAGGGGCACGCCCCGCUUCCCGUUUGCCUCGCUUCCCGUUUGCCUCACUUCCUGUUUACCAUUGCUAACAGGUAUGGUAGCAGUUGCUGCAUUGUUUGCCCUUGCUUUAAGGCUGUGUUCAUGUCUAGUGGUUAUAGAGGCUGUUUAUUUUUAUAGGGUCACUGUUGGGUGUCCAUAGCCAGAGAGCUGAGCCGCUCGCUGGCUGCUGUAUGUCCAGUUCGAGCCGUGAGCCGCUCGCGAGCCGUUACUGGCUGUUAUCGUGGCUGCCGGUUGCUCCCCGUUCCCUUGUGGUGGACAAAAUUUACUGAUUGGUGGGCUGCCGUUUGUCUGGAGCUGUGCUGGCUACACGGGGUCCCAACCGUAGGAGACGCUGCUGCUGCUUUGCCUCCGUGGGUUUGUCUCGCAGACGUGGGUCUGUGUUGCCGAACGCUUGCCGGUCGGCUUCGUCUUCUUCCAGUCUGUUAUCUGCUCUUGCGUUGGCGCUGUGGGUGUCGGGCUGCUCCCAGCUUGUCUCUGUGGCUGCUGACCAACCGUUGUACAUACUGCUUCUUCUAACGUCCAGAGUGCAUGUGUGAAAAUAGGGUUUAAUUUUCUUUCUUUUCCCCUUGUUUCUUUUGAGUAUUUACUGCAGUCACGUGGCUAUUUGUGUUUGUUAGGUAUUUUCUUUGUCUGAUUUUAGGAUUUGUGUCACGUGACUGCACUUGAUUAGUCAUUUUGUAUGCAGUGGGUUUUGUUUAAGUAUAAGUUAAUGUUCAUUCAUUCAGUUAAUUGAAUCUUUCAGUUUUGCUAAAUUUGUUUUUUUUUUAUGUUAAGUAGUUUUCUGAAGUGUCGGUAAUUGUCCUUUUGUCAACUGAUUUAUGGAACCCUGUUAAUAACUGUUCCCUUUCCUUUGUGGUUUGCAGAAGCUGUGGGCCUCCGGUGGUGGGAACCCCUUCCUGUGUGGUGCGCUGCUCAUCCCCUGGUUGUUUUUUUUUUUUUAUUUCUU